AUGUCUUCCGCCUCCUCUGUGUCUCCUAUAAACCUGUAUGAGGCAGGCUUGAGCGGUAUAAACGGAACUGAGAAGACCGUUCCCACCACCGACUCUCGUCUUCGUGCGUUAGAGCAGCUAGAAAUCUUACCUCAGAUUCUCCAAGAAGGUAUCCUCUUGACCGGAUCUGGGGCGGCCCUCUUGCUCCAAGCGGCGCUGCCCAGCAUCCGUGAAGAAAUGUCCUCUGGCGACCACAAGCAACUCGCCUCCGAGCUCCUGAAUGCCCUCCAGGCACACAUCAGCAACAUUAUGUGCUUGGUGUUUGGAACACGCACCGAACGUCUGGAUCUAAUCAAUCUAUUAUGGAACAGAGAGGCGCCACUGUUGGGAGGCGGCCACACCGUUCAGUUCGCACACCACUCCAACCUACAGCUAUGGAUGGCCGCGACCAUAUAUUCCACCUCGACCGACAUCUACCAGCGCAUCUACGGCCGCGUCGACUAUAACACCGCCCAGAAAGCCUAUAGCGAGUUCACUCUGCUGACGAACUACCUGGGUAUACACCCGGAUACCUGGCCCGCCUCGCGCAAGGCAUUCUGGACCUACUGGGACCACCAGGUCGCCCAGCUGACUGUCUCCCGCGAUGCAGCGCAAUUCGCCAAGGACCUGCGCGAUAGUACCGACAUGCCGCAGUGGGUGCAGACCAUGAAGCCUCUCCUGCGCGGGAUUACUAUCGAGAUGCUGCCCCCAAGGCUGCGCGAAGCCUACGAGCUCCGAUCCACCGCGAUGACGCGCGCGCUCUAUCGGACGUGGAUGGGCUUCUCUGUCACUCUGUACCCCGCCAUGCCCAAAAAAUGGCGUUCUUACCCGCUGAGAUUCUACCAGAGCUACCGGAAAGGAACAUAG
This is a messenger RNA of Penicillium canescens, 885 nucleotides long. Its product is annotated as oxygenase MpaB family protein. The transcript has a single exon. Bases 1 to 885 code for a protein of 294 amino acids. Gene Ontology annotation, molecular function: oxidoreductase activity. The record is from RefSeq and is a predicted model, not a curated record. Lineage: Eukaryota; Fungi; Ascomycota; Eurotiomycetes; Eurotiales; Aspergillaceae.